UCUGCGCGACUUUAAUUCUUGCCUAAUGCAAAAUCUCGCUUUCGACACCCGAAUGUGAUGGGUGAUGCGCCUUGGGGGAAUGCAUCGGUGCCGUGAGCCUAUGCAUCGCUCCUUUCUGUGCAGACUCGAGAAGUAUGAUUCAACACCGCAGUGUGAAUUUUGUUUACAACCCAAAUUCUCGGGUGAUCGUGUUGUCAUGUGGAGGACUGCAUGAGCGUACCGGCUGAGUGUAUCAACUGUAUUGAUUCCGUGGAAGGCAGGAUAGUGGGUUAUCCUGUAACAUGCAGUUCUGUGCAUCAUCACUGCUGGGAGAGAAUUUCACUCAGACGCUCGUCUGACUCAGGCAAUAAGAAGGGUGUCAACCCUGCAUGUACUAGCCAUCUCUCUCAUUUUGACAGCAGUGCUUGAUCAUUACUUGGCCUUUGUUAUCACAUCAAAUGAAGCAGCAAACAUGCCAUGCAGGCACUGAGAAGAGCCAGAGAUGCUGAUGCUUGGGAUGCUCCAUCACCUCCUACUGACUGGGAUGUGUCUCUGUGUCUGCGGAGCCCCGUUCAAUCUCCCACACUUCAGCCCUACGCAGGCCGGCUCCUGUGAAGGACUGUGUGCCAGCUCGGUAACAACCACCGGGUCAACACAUGCUACAGAUUUAAAACCUACACCAUCAGAUUCCAGACAUGAGAGUGACCUGACAGUGAAUGUAGGUGGAGGAGGAGGGACUGGCCCACAUGAACGACCCAGGGGGACUGAUGCAGUGACGCAGACAGAAAAUGGGGACAGUCUUGAUGGAAGAUCUAGGCUGAGUGAGGCUGGUGGAGAGGCAUGGAGCCAAAGCACCGAGAUAGAGAAGAUCGGGAGCACAUCUGAGAUGAGAGACUCUGAAAAGCAGUCAGAGUCUGUGGAUUCAGAGAGAAAAAAGGAGGAUGCACCAGUUCACGGUGAGCAUUUAAUUCCAACAGGUGGGACAGAGCAGUCGGACAUGGACACCAGCACCCGAAAAAGGACUCCAAGUAGAUUAUUGACCUCCACUUCAGCACCAUCACACCUGCAGACUUCGUACAGCCAAAAGAGUAACCCCGCUGGAGCAUAUGGGACAAAAAGCUUUGAUUCUCACUGGGAUAAAGACACAGAAAGAAGUUUGCCAGAACCUCCAAAUCCCUCUGUUUCCCUCUGGACCCAGACCUCCCACAGUCCCACCCCUCAUGUUUUUACCCAUCAGACCUCUUCACCUUUGGCACUUUGGGGCCAUGACAGCACAACUAUGUCCUCACUACCAGACCCCUUUUUACCUGAAAUCGGACCGAGCCUGAUACCCAGAGAGGAUGGCCCAGAAAGUCUGUGGACUGAAGCAGCAAGACCCAGCGGAGCGGAAACUGCGCUCCCAAUUCCCCAGGAUGAAUCCACAGAGGCCACAAUGUCAUCGGAGGCUCUCCCUCUUAUCUUUGAGCCUUUUGAAGACAUCACAUCUGAGAGUGCGACAGCGGCAGCAGCAGCGGUCACCCAUGUGUCAGGCAGCAGCCGGCCCAGAGGGCUUCCUCGGUCAGAGGCGGGUCUGGACCAGCUGGUCACCGUAGAGAGUGACAGAGACGGUCCAUCACAUGCCUCACCCGUCCUUAUUCCAGACUGGACGUCACCUUGGCAGACAUCCGGCAGCGAGCUCCUAGAGCCAUUCAGUUCCUCAGGUCCAUCUGCUUCUCAGAAGCAAGUCAGAACUGAGCCGGACGACCAUUCGGAGAAAGCAAACGUAGUCUCUGCGAGGACACUAAACCUGGAAGACAACGUGUCCUCGGCCGGCCCCUCCCUGUCAUCUUUCCAGCAAGCAAUGACAAUGGUAACCAUGACAACCCAUCAGCCAGCACACAAAUCCACAUCAGAGGAGAUGGACUCUGAGGAGGACCUGGAAGAUGACUUUGAGAACUCUGAGGAAUCGGUGGAAGAAGACAGUGAAGAAGACCAAACAGAAACGUCUAAAACAUCCUCGACGCAGCCUCCAUACAGUCUCAUCCCACCACCUCCUGUCUGGGUUCAACGCAACCAGGGGCUGAUGCGUAGCUGGGUGGAGCUAAUCAGAGAAAAGGCAGGUUACGUGUCCGGGAUGUUGGCCCCUGUGGGUAUCGGUAUCACAGGGGCCCUGCUAAUUGUUGGCGCCCUCUACAGCAUCAGAAUGAUUCACCGCAAGAGGAGGAACAGCUUUAAACACCAGAGGAGGAAGGUCAGACAGCAGGAGCAACCCCGAGAACCCGGCACCAGCCGUCAGGACCAAGCCAUGCUGCUGGCCGACAGCUCUGAGGACGAAUUCUGAUGAGAACCUUUUGGGCCUCUUUUGUUGGUGACCAGCCGCCAUUGCUCCUAAACUGGAUGUUUAGCAAACACCCCCAUCGCUACUGCAUCUCCACUUACCCUGGGGCUGUUUGGGUAUGACUCCUCUGAUCCACUGAAAGGGACUGAGCAUAGGGCAGUAUUUGCAUAGGUGGCGCACAGGUCAACCAGGCACCCACCUCCCUUUCUGAAAUUAUCUGAGCACUUGUCUAAAUGUUGUCAGAUGCUGCUGAGUCUAAGAGUGUGGUAGGAUUGGUGUUUUCCACCUUUUUUGACAACAAAAAUAACUAAAUAAAUAAAAAUAAUAAUGCAUUGAGGGAGCGGUAUUCGUAGGAUGGAAGUGUUGCUGGCAAAUUAAAAGGGGGGACGUGAAAGCCAGCAUGUUUUCCGUCAAGUUAUACAUUGAAUGAAAAGUGACGUGACACAAAUAAUGUAAAUACAUUACAUGUAGUACAUGUAGCUGACUGGGGGUCAGUUGUGUUAGUGUAAAUAAAGUCUUAUGUAUUCCUAGACUUCAAUAAUUUUGGGAAAAAUGCUCAUUUACAGGAAGCUGGAUUAGAUCACUGGAAGCAUAUCUGUCUGUAAACUGAAACUAACAGCUAGCCUAGCUUGGUCCAACGAUAACAAACAUGUUGGCUAACAUUUCCAAAACUCACUACGAAAUCAAUCUUUUUUAAAAAAAAAACAAUAGAAGAAAUUUAAAGUAUUAGUGACCUCUUAAUUAUUUUCUAACCAUCAGACAGAGUUAGGCAAGCUUCAGGCAAAGGUAAGCUAAAAGCUACUGAGCUAAAAAAGCUACAGGACUGUGCAAAAGUCUUGAUACGCCCUGCAUUUCUUACUAUUUUGCAAUGAAUUUGGGAAACAGGUAGUGUUUUAAUUAAAGUUUCAAACACCUUGAACUCUAUUAAGCAGCUUUCUUGUUAUUUAAGUUUUCAGGAACAGUUCUCCAGGCUUCUUGAAGGACAUUCAACGCUCUUCUUUGGAUGUUGGCUGCCUUUUGUUCUGUUCAGUAAUGCUGCUUCAAUAAUGUUGACGUCCAGGCUGUGAGAAGCCCAAUCCACAACUGAUAGUAUUACUCUUUCAGGUAUGCUUUUACUGUAUUGCUAAAAAAAAUUAAGCUGUCGCUCUGACAGUACUUUGGCAUUCCAUCAAUUUUGACAAGAUCCCCAAAACUACUGGCUGAAACGCUUCCUCAAACCAUGACAGAACGUGGUUAAGUGAUUGUUGGACACUUAUUUUUGCAUCUUUCUUCUGACCUCUGUGGUAUUUAUUGAUAAUUAACCAAAAUCUGAAGAUUUUCAUUCAUCCCUCCAUAAGACCUCUUGCCAAUGAUUUUCAGUCCAGCUCUUCCAUACCUCGGUCUUUUCUCCCUUUUCCCCCUUCCUUAAAAAUAGCUUCUUGAUAGCUACAGAGAGCACUAAGAUCAUUUCUGAUGAGGCUUCAGUGAAGAUGGAUCAACUGAAGGGCCAGGUCUUUGCUGGAUUUUUCCGAUUUCUUAAGGACAGGACUUUCAAAUACUGUUCAUCUGCUGUAGUUUUACGUCUGCCACUUCUUUUUUCCUCAAAUAUUUUAAGGCCACACUGAACACCAUGCCAAGACAUGCCAGUAUUUUUUGCUAAUAGCUCUUUAGGAGUCACCUCGUUGGUGCAAAAAUACUGUUUCAUAUCUGUCAAACUUAUCGUUGGGAUUUUUCUGAGAAACUAAAGAAAUGGAAACAAAUCAAGUGACAGGCUGCUAUUAACAAACUGCCUAAAGGUACAAUUUAAAUUGGUUCUUCGCCAAGUUGUCUAUUACACUGGUUCAUCUCUUGAGUUAGGUGCCUUUUUCAUUCUUAAAGGAUUGAUAGGUCAGUAUUACAAAAUGAACAGGUACAAGGACUGGACUGAAAUUAAGUGAAAAAGCAGCCAAUUUCAUGCCAAAGAAAAGCCUGGAAAACUUUUGAAGUUACACCUCUAAAAAAAUAAUGUCUGUCUGUCUGCUUGGAAAUAAUUACAAAGAAAUGAAGUGCAGCUCAAGAGCUUUGCAAAGUACUAGAAGUCUCUACCAUCUAUAUUAUCUUCACACACUUGACAGACAUCAUAGUAGUAUUAAACUCUUCUUAACCUCCUAGGACCUGGCGUCCACAUAUGUGGACAUCACAUUUUUGGUUAUUUAGACCCAAAUACUCAAUUUUGCUCUACAAGGGCCUGAUAUCCACUUACGAGGACAUUAUACUGCCACUGUUCUGUUGAAAUUUUAAACUAAUAUCAUUUAAAAUUUGUCUUAGAAACAAUCAGGGAAAAAAAAAAGAAGAAAAAAAAUCUGGUAAUUCUUUGUUUUUACAUUCAUCGGGCCCCAAUAUGCCCAAAUAUCAAAGAGAAAUUAAAGAUGCAUGCUGUGGAAGAGUUCGGGUCUUAGGAGGUUAAGGAAGUAAAUAAGCAUUUUCUCCUAAAAUGUCAAACUAUUCCCGAUAGAACCUGUCACAUUUGCUUGGUUUAAAGUGUGAAAUUUGUGCAAAUGCAAACGUUUUAUUGAAAGCCAUCUGUUCAUAUUAGUUACUGUGAGAAACACGUGCAAAAUACCACCAUCCUAUAAAAGUAUGUAGCAUAAUGCGAUGUGAACUCACUGCCACUUACAACUCCAUUUUUGUCCCCAAGUGCAUGACUGCGCCUCAGUCGAUACAUAUGCUGACUUGCUGCAGAGAUUUUCCAUAAAUUAAGUGUUCCUAUUGGCUGGAAGAGCACAAACACAAGACAAGAAAGCAGAUUCAUAUUUUCAUGUGUGCUGAUCUGCUGCUGACAACGUGAAGGGUUUUGUCGGACGCACUCGAACCAGAAUUUUACCUUGCUUGGAUAAAAUGAGCAGAAGUCAGGUUAAGUUUAAAAUCUCGUUUUUGAAAGAUAAGUUCAAGAAACUUCUCUGCUGCAGUCCAGACAGAAAAGAGGCACAAAGCAGUUCUAGGUAUUUGAUGCACAUUUGUUAUCCCAAUGUUAAUAAAGUGUCUUUUGUUUGGGAAAAAAAAACAAAACAUUUUCUGUAACUUCAUGAACCAUCUGACAUGCUUAAUGAACAAAUGCCUGUUUAUACAAUAUAAUACUGUUUUAGGGUAUGUGUGAUGUAAAAUGGUAGACUCUUUUUCCCCUCUUGAUGUGGAUGUGAUCAAAUAAACAGCUCUUUUUGA
Molecule: messenger RNA, 5476 nt
Organism: Pelmatolapia mariae (spotted tilapia)
Lineage: Eukaryota; Metazoa; Chordata; Actinopteri; Cichliformes; Cichlidae
Product: armadillo-like helical domain-containing protein 4
Exons: 8
Coding region: 482-2299 (605 amino acids)
Source: RefSeq, a predicted model, not a curated record